Molecule: messenger RNA, 1491 nt
Organism: Penicillium samsonianum
Lineage: Eukaryota; Fungi; Ascomycota; Eurotiomycetes; Eurotiales; Aspergillaceae
Product: MFS transporter
Exons: 5
Coding region: 1-1491 (496 amino acids)
Biological process (GO): transmembrane transport
Molecular function (GO): transmembrane transporter activity
Source: RefSeq, a predicted model, not a curated record
AUGGCCUCCUCCAAGACUGCUGAAGAGGGGAUAUCCCCUCAGACAAUGUUAAGCAGUACCAGCCCCGCGGGAAACGAUGAGACACAGAAUCCAAACGAUGUCUUCUGGGAUAGCGACGAGGAUCGAUCAAAUCCAAAGAACUGGAGCGUUGUACGCCGAUGGUCCCAUGUUGUCAUUAUUUCGCUUCUGACCUUUAUAACGUCGAUCGGGUCAUCGAUGUUAGCUCCCGCCGUACCGGAUGUGAUGAAAUCGCUUCACUCCGAUAAUUCAGAGUUGGAAUCAUUCGUGGUAUCAAUCUAUGUGAUCGGAUUUGCAAUCGGGCCGCUGCUGGUGGCGCCACUGUCAGAACUUUAUGGCCGCUCAGUUGUCUACAAUGUCUCGAAUGUGAUCUUCCUUGGUGCCACAAUCGGAUGCGCUCUCAGCACGAACGUAGGUAUGUUUCUUGCCUUUCGUCUGUUAUGUGGCUGUGCUGGGGCUAGCCCCCUCGCUUUGGGUGGAGGGUCUAUCAGCGAUCUAAUGGAACCGGAACGAAUGGGAACUGCGAUGGCCAUCUGGGGAUUGGGCUCAUUGGCACCACCGGUAUUCUCUCCCAUUGCAGGUGGUUAUCUGAGCCAAUAUGCGGGCUGGAGAUGGAUCUUUUGGGUUAUCGUCAUUCCCAUGGGUAUUCUCACAGCCAUAUUCCCUUUAUUAAUUCGAGAAAGCUAUGCUCCAGUUCUCUUGGAACGCAAAGCGAAGCGUUUGCGCAAAGAAACUGGUAACCCUCAGCUGAAGUCGCGAUUCGACCGGCAACUCUCCCAGAAGAGGCUCGUUAUUGAUACCCUUAUACGACCUUUCCGAAUUCUUUUCACAUCACCUAUUGUGAUCCUGCUUGCAAUAAGCACAGCUAUAGUAUACGGGUACCAGUACCUGGUUUUCACUACGCUCUCAUAUAUAUUUCGGGAGAAGUAUCACCUAUCUACAGGUCUGUCAGGACUUGUCUAUUUGGGCAAUGGAAUUGGAACAGUUCUGGGAAUUUUCAUCAUCGGUUAUGCAUCCGACAAGGUCACCGAGCGAAGGAAAGAGAAAGCUUCAGACCCAGAUGAAGUAUUACAGCCAGAAGGCUGGCUCUGGCCCAUGAUCCCAUCGAGCUUUCUAGUCCCGGCAGGUCUGUUCUGGUACGGAUGGUCGCUGGAACGAAAUGCAUUCCCAGUAGUGCCGCUAGUGGGACUCGGUGUAUUUGGGUUUGCCAUGAUGGGCAUCUUCCAGCCUGUACAGAUCUACGUGGUUAAUGCAUUUGAGAAACAUGCUGCCUCCGCUAUGGCAGCAUCUACCGUCCUGCGGAGUCUAGUGGGUGCUCUAUUGCCUCUGGGAGGACAAAAAUUGUAUGAUGCUCUAGGCAUGGGGUGGGGUAAUAGUUUGUUGGCUUUCAUUGCAUUGGGGCUUGGGCCGGUUCCAUUUAUAAUGAUGAAAUAUGGAGCACGCAUGAGGAGAAGCGACCCAAAUUUGAGGUAG